AUGGUCCACUUCACCACUUCCACUGCACUGACGGCCGUUUUGGCCCUUGUUACCACUGCUCCGGUGCGGGCUCGUGCAACGAGCAGCAAGUUUGAACUAUUCGCGUAUGGUCAAGGCAUUGGAGGGUUUCCAGUCUUCAAUGUGAAUUGUCAGAUCCCUCAAAAGCAUGCCAACAUCCCUGCCGAGAACGGCACCACAGGCGGAACCGGUCAGAGUGUGUACUUCACGCUCUCUGACGGAUCGCUCACUGCCUUUCCCAACUCGACGGUGAAUGAUACGUCCGGCGGCCUUCCCAGCGACGGUGCCGCGCUUGCCGUCCCCACAACAGCAGGAGCUCAGCUGUUUUACUCCAACGGCACCUCAAGUGGCAUCACCUCCGGCUGGUUUAUGUAUGGCAACGUCUUGAUGAUCCGCGUCAACGGUGCUUAUGCCAGCCCUUUCUCCGUUGUCCCGACUUCCACCGCAGGUGUCUGGACUCUGAACUGGAACGACACCGCCGACUCUUCGGCAAUCCCGGUGACUUUGAAGAACACUCCGCCCUCAGUUCCACCUUCGCGUCCUUUUGGCACAGCCACGCAGACCGUGGCUCAGUGA
Messenger RNA from Thermothielavioides terrestris NRRL 8126, 594 nucleotides. RefSeq lists its product as uncharacterized. The record is from RefSeq and is a predicted model, not a curated record. Bases 1 to 594 code for a protein of 197 amino acids. NCBI's taxonomy places the organism in Eukaryota, Fungi, Ascomycota, Sordariomycetes, Sordariales, Chaetomiaceae. The transcript is spliced from 3 exons.